AUGCAUGUGAUCGAUGAGGAGGAGGAUGUGCCAUUGCUGUCAAUCACACGUGGCCUGGUGACCAUUGCCGACUACGUCACGGAGCUGCAGCCAGAGGAGGAUGGAGUCGAUGCCUUCCCGUUGCCUCACCCUGCCACGUCCUCCAUGCCGCCGGACGGAUUCACCGCCACCGUGGCCACCCAGAGUGUCGCCUUCACCGCCGUGGUACCUGCCGAUGGUUCGCCGAUCCUUGUCGAGAUCCAGGACUUCAAGCUGGAGGUGAAAGCACCCCCAGAGUCCCGGCCGGGUGAGCGGGUCACCUUCGACCUGAGUGCACCUCCCAAGUACGAGGUCAAGGUGCCUCCAGGCUUCAGCUCGGGAUCCUUCAUCCGGUAUCUGGACAGCCAAGGCAGGUCCCUGCAGUUUCAGAUUCCAGCAGGCAAAGGACCUGGCGAUUCCUUCACGGUCUUGCCCACAUGCAUGGUCGUGCUUGUGCCGCCUUCGGUGCAAGCCGGGGAGUUUCUGGCCUUCAAAGGCCAAGGCAACUGGAAAGACUUGUGGCUCGCGGUCAUGGUUCCGCACGCGAUCGCGCCUGGAGGGCAUUUCCCAGUGAGGCUGCCUCCCAAAUGCGACAAGCGGACAGGUACCUUGACAAACAAGGACCUCAUCAAUGCCAUCUCUGUCUUUGGCUUCAAGGUGUAG
This is a messenger RNA of Symbiodinium sp. CCMP2456, 681 nucleotides long. The record is from the annotation of a GenBank genome assembly. Lineage: Eukaryota; Dinophyceae; Suessiales; Symbiodiniaceae.